GUAAUGUUUUUCCAGUUCUACUUUACCAUUUUGUUUAAAAUGAAUUAAUUAGCAUUAAAUUUAUAAUACGGAGUACAAUUUAAUGUAUUUCUUUUAUAAUUUAUGAUAAAAUAAUAACCGCAAAAGUUAAAAAUAAAAAGUGAGAUACUCCGUAUAAAAUAGUUGCUUCGCUAUCUAAAACGAGUCACGAGUAUUGGUUCCAUAAAGUAUACCGAGGUCCAAGUUUUUAGAAUUGUAAAAAGAGGAUAUGUAAAACUCACUGAGUAAAAUUUAUUAACAUGUCAAAUACCCCAAACUACCAAUCCUACCCUCCGCCGUUUCGUCCUCCGGCCAACCAAAACCUAGUCGCCGGAGGAGCGGAAACGGGAGCACCGACUUUAGAUCCGCCCACGACGGUGGAAGGAGAGGACGGCGUUCCGGUGAUAGAUUUCGAGCGCUUGACGGAGCAUGACGACGGCGGGGAGGAAAAGAUAACGGCGGCAUGCAGGGAAUGGGGGCUGUUCAGGCUGGUCAACCACGGAGUCCCAGAAAUGCUGCUGAGACAAAUGCUUGACCGUACCGAACAGAUGUUCUCCAUGUCGUUUGAGGAGAAACAGGCCGUAUCAGGCGAUGGCAUGUCGUAUUUCUGGGGAACACCGGCCGUGGCGCCGUCCGGGGCGGCGCUGCCCACUAACGGCAGCAGCCUUCAUUGGAUGGAAGGAAUUAACGUUCCGUUGAGCCGAGUGUCGCUACAUCACUACGAAGAUGAAACGUUGGAGUCUUUCCGAUUGCUAAAAACCCACCACAACAGCAAGCUAUAUCUCGGAAGACACCGGAAUCCUGCGUCUAUACCGAUACCCUCGUGUCAUUUGGACCACACAACCGCGGCUGCAGAGGAGGAGGAGGAGGAGAUGGAUGACCGCCGCCAGCCACCACCACCGUGGGGAAUCGGCGCACACACGGACAGCUCCCUCCUCUCCAUCCUCCACCAGGACCUCGUCGGCGGUCUUCAAGCCUACCACAACAACAACCAAAACCAACAAUGUUGGGUCGAUGUCAGGCCUAUCCCCAACACUCUCAUUGUCAUCGUUGGAGACAUGAUGCAGGCAAUAAGCGACGACAAAUAUGUGAGUGCGAAGCACAGGGUGAAGGUGAAGGGGGAGAGGGAGAGGAUAUCGAUGGGAUAUUUUGUGUUCCCAGAGGAGGAAGCCGUGAUUGAGAGCUCCCGGUAUACGCCAUUCACUUAUGCCGAGUUUCGAGCUCAGGUGCACCGUGAACUUAAGACCGCGGGCUCUAAGAUUCUUGGCCUCCGCGCCUUCAAGCGUGAGUCGCCAUUCUUAGCAUGAUCGGUCGGGCAAACCGGUGCGGUGAGAACUGGGCUGCGUGGGGAAUUGGGUUGGAUCCUUGAUCAAAGAAAAGAACAAGUUAAUU
Cuscuta campestris is the source of this 1410-nucleotide messenger RNA. The record is from the annotation of a GenBank genome assembly. NCBI's taxonomy places the organism in Eukaryota, Viridiplantae, Streptophyta, Magnoliopsida, Solanales, Convolvulaceae.